CAGGGCCGUUGUUUCGCAGCCCUUGUGAGCUGCUGCCGGUGGGGAUGGGACACCCGGUGCAGGCCAUGUUGAAGAGCUUCACAGCCCUGUCAGGCUGUGCAAGCAGGGGCACCACCAGCCUCCCUCAGGAGAUCCACAUCAUCAACCUGAGAGGACAUGCUCCAGAGGGUCCAGACAACACACCGGCAGAAGUUGAGCUGCAUCUGAAGCCCAUCCAGUCUUUGCUGCACCACCAGAAGCCACUGGUCUUCGUGCUCAACUCCCCCCAACCACUGAUCUGGAAGAUCAAGACAGAGAACCUGGCCCGGGGCAUUAAACGUACCUUUCAUGUGAGUCUAGCAUCACUAAAAGCCUUUAAAUCCUACUUCCUUCAACCGCGUAUUCAUUUCCUCACAUGCUACACUGUAUUCCCAUUUCAGUAG
Micropterus salmoides (largemouth bass) is the source of this 422-nucleotide messenger RNA. RefSeq names its product transforming growth factor beta receptor type 3-like. The transcript is spliced from 2 exons. The record is from RefSeq and is a predicted model, not a curated record. Bases 45 to 422 code for a protein of 125 amino acids. Lineage: Eukaryota; Metazoa; Chordata; Actinopteri; Centrarchiformes; Centrarchidae.